This is a messenger RNA of Spinacia oleracea (spinach), 1957 nucleotides long. RefSeq names its product protein DETOXIFICATION 27. The coding region runs from base 123 to 1607 and encodes 494 amino acids. The record is from RefSeq and is a predicted model, not a curated record. Gene Ontology annotation, biological process: xenobiotic detoxification by transmembrane export across the plasma membrane. Gene Ontology annotation, cellular component: membrane. NCBI's taxonomy places the organism in Eukaryota, Viridiplantae, Streptophyta, Magnoliopsida, Caryophyllales, Amaranthaceae. The transcript has 9 exons. Gene Ontology annotation, molecular function: antiporter activity; xenobiotic transmembrane transporter activity.
UACCUGUUUUACUGUAAUUUCAGAUCAUGAUCGGUUACGGAUUCGGUCGGUUUAGGUCGGGUUUUCAAGUCGGGUCAGUUUUUGACACCUCUACCGACUACUGCUAGUGACAUUACAAAUGAAUGGGGAAGAAAUCCCAGAUUCCAAAAAUGAAAGAGGAACAACAUCAACAACAACAAUCACUAUUGCUCCACCCCAAUCCCAACAAUGGCGAUGUUCAUAUUGACGGAGGAAUCACAGGAGAAAUAUGGGAGGAACUUAAGAAAAUAUGGAAAAUUGCAGGGCCUUCUGUAUUUUGCCGUUUCGCCAUGUUUUCUCUUACUAUCAUCACUCAAUCUUUUGCCGGCCAUUUAAGUGACCUUGAUCUUGCUGCUUUCUCCAUUUCCACUACUUUUCUCAUCGCUGUUAGCUUUGGCUUCUUGCUAGGAAUGGCAACUGCACUGGAGACAUUAUGUGGACAAGCCUAUGGUGCUAGACAACACCAUAUGUUAGGCAUCUACUUGCAGAGGUCAUGUGUAGUUCUCUCUUUUUGUGCCAUUCUUUUGCUUCCUAUGUUCAUAUUUGCCACACCUCUGCUGAAGAUCCUUGGUCAAUCAGCCGAAGUGGCGGAACGAACCGGCUUAGUGGCGAGGUAUUUGAUUCCCAUGCACCUGAGUUUUAUAUUCCAGUUCUCAUUACAGAGAUUCUUGCAGAGCCAACUUAAAACGGCUAUCAUUGCUUGGUCUGCUGCUGUGGCUCUGGCAGUUCAUGCCAUUAUUAGCUGGCUUUUUAUUUAUAAGCUUGGUGUUGGUAUAGUCGGGGCAGCCCUUACCCUAGAUUUCUCCUGGUGGCUCUCAGUUUUUAUAAUGUAUGGCUAUGUUAUUUAUGGCGGAUGUCCUAAGACGUGGAAAGGUUUCUCAUUGCAAGCUUUUACUGAAUUGUGGGACUUCUUCAAGCUUUCCUUGGCUUCUGGUGUCAUGGUCUUGUUGGAGAAUGUCUAUUAUCGGUUGCUAGUUAUAGCGUCUGGGGAUGCUGGAAGCUCACAUGUUGCUGUUGAUGCUCUCUCGAUAUGUGUAACUCUGUACGGCUGGGAGUCCAUGGUUCCUCUCGGAAUACUUGCUGCCACUGGCGUGCGAGUAGCCAUUGAGUUGGGAGCAGGAAAUGUCAGUGGUGCCAAGUUUGCAGCUAAAGUUUGUAUGAUGACAUCUUUGGUCAUCGGUCUGAUAUUCUUCGCACUUGUCACAGCCAUUCCUGAUAGACUGGCAAUGAUUUUCACACCUAACUCAUCUGUGGUCUCUGUUGUCCGUGACCUUGCAUUUCUUCUUGGUUCCACCAUUUUCCUGAAUAGCAUCCCUCCAGUUUUUUUAGGCAUAGCAGUCGGAUCCGGUUGGCAAGCAUUAGCAGCAUAUAUAAAUAUUGGAAGCUAUUACUUGGUGGGUUUCCCUCUUGGGAUUUUUAUAGGACGGGUGCUAAACUUUGGAUACAUGGGAAUCUGGGCUGGAAUGCUAGGUGGGAGUGUGACACAGAUAUUUCUUCUUGCCAUCAUAGCCGUCAAACUUGAAUGGGGAAAGGAGGUUCAGAAAACUCGUGGAAAACACUUUUUGGUAAAUAAAGCUGUGGAUGACUAGACAUGUCGAUCUGCUCAAUGUUUUUUGUCAGCUUAAGAAGCAGGCACUAGGGUUCAGCCUAUACUUCUUUUUACUUACAAAGAGUUUAAGAAAACAUAUGUUGCUGUUAGGGUGAUGAAGUGGUUGCUGCACUCUCUUUGCUCCCCUGAUUCUUGUAGAAAUUACAAAUUAUACCUGUAAUAACUGUCAUUUCCUGCACAUUUUAUCCCUUUCUUAAAAAAUAAUAAUUUUUUAGGUCAAAUUUAUAGGAGUCUUUAGCUCAUUUGAGUAGUUACAUAUUAGUUGUGAGAAUAUUGUGACAUAUUAUGGGAUAAUUGUAAAAUUACAAACUCCGUACGUAUUAUUUCCUA